This is a messenger RNA of Acomys russatus (golden spiny mouse), 369 nucleotides long. Its product is annotated as 60S ribosomal protein L37a-like. Gene Ontology annotation, molecular function: structural constituent of ribosome. Lineage: Eukaryota; Metazoa; Chordata; Mammalia; Rodentia; Muridae. Gene Ontology annotation, biological process: translation. The transcript has a single exon. Bases 27 to 332 code for a protein of 101 amino acids. Gene Ontology annotation, cellular component: ribosome. The record is from RefSeq and is a predicted model, not a curated record.
CGGGCUCUGGCUUCGGUUCCAGCAAGAUGGCGAAACGCACCAAGAAGGUCAGGAUCGUCGGGAAAUACGGGACCCGCUAUGGUGCUUCCCUCCGGAAAAUGGUGAAGAAAAUUGAAAUCAGCCAGCACGCCAAGUACACUUGCUCCUUCUGUGGCAAGACCAAGAUGAAGAGACGAGCCGUUGGCAUCUGGCACUGUGGUUCCUGCAUGAAAAGAGUGGCUGGUGGGGCCUGGACCUACAACACCACUUCUGCGGUCACGGUGAAGUCUGCUGUCAGGAGACUCAAGGAACUGAAAGACCAGCAGAAGGGCUACCGUUUGAGACUUGCCUAGCCUGCAAUAAAUGGGUUAAUUUACGUUAAAAAAAAAA